AUGAUGAGUUCAAGCGUUGAAUGUUACCUUGUUCCCCGGACGGAGGAUGCGCCUAACAGCCGACUUCCGAUCCUUGUGUACCGCGAUGUGUUACCCCAGCCGAGGACCGAAGAGACGGCAACGAGAUUCCUGACUACACAUCGGUGGGAAAAGAGGGGAACUUGGGGACAUAUUGCCAUUCGCCACUUCCAUCCCAACAGCCAUGAAUGCUACGGUAUUUUCCAAGGCUCUUCAACCCUCUUAUUAGGCAAGAUCCAGAAGGGUAAAGGCGUAGAAGUCCCCGUCAAGGCUGGCGAUGUUGUCGUCCUACCCGCUGGAACGGCCCAUUCAUCCCUCGAAAGCUCUUCGGAUUACAGGUACAUCGGUGUAUAUCCAAAGGGGUGUCCCAAGUGGCGGAAUGAGAUGGGAAAGAAGUCCUCAAACGUGUUUCUGGAGACUAUCGACGAAGUAGGUAUGCCUGAAGACGAUCCUGUUUAUGGGCCUGAUGGACCAUUGCCCAUGCUAUGGAGGCAAAAUCCUCGCGCCAAGUUGUAG
This is a messenger RNA of Fusarium mangiferae, 534 nucleotides long. RefSeq lists its product as uncharacterized. The transcript has 4 exons. The record is from RefSeq and is a predicted model, not a curated record. Lineage: Eukaryota; Fungi; Ascomycota; Sordariomycetes; Hypocreales; Nectriaceae. The coding region runs from base 1 to 534 and encodes 177 amino acids.